AAUUUUGUAUCAAGAAAACAAAAUAGAAAAAGAAGGGAAGAUAUGAAGAUUGAUGAGGAAGAUAUUGGUGUUGGUUUAGAUCGAGAAGAUGCAUUCCAAACAGACGAUGAAGAAAACCGAGCCGAAAGGGUAUGUGGUCACGCUGAGGAUGACACAGAAUCUGAUUUCACCUUCCCAUCCCGAAAUUCGUCAAACAAUUUCAUUGGAGCUAACAAUUCAAAUUGGCCUCAAAGUUACAGGGAAUCAAUGGAUAUGCUCAAAGGUGCUACGCCUCAAUCCCUUAGUUUCCUAAAGAUAAGUGGUGUAACAGGAUCGGUGGGCAGCACCAGCUCCACUUGCAAAUAUCCAAGUCUCAAUGAUGAGUUUUCUUCCCUCGGUAAUCCGCUCGUUUUCGAGGCGGUUUUGGAUGAAGAAGCUCAUACCCCUAAUCUCAUAGCCUCUCAGCAAAGUAUAUCUAUCAAUGGAUCAAUACCACCAUUAGAGAAUCAGUGUUCAUUUAUCCAAGCACUUAUUAAUGGAAUCAAUGUUCUGUCCGGCAUAGGACUCCUUACAACUCCUUAUGCAGUCAAAGAAGGAGGGUGGCUUAGCCUCACAUUACUCGUAAUAUUCGGUAUCGUUGCCUGCUAUACAGGGGUUUUAUUAAAGAGAUGUUUAGAAAGCUCUCCUGGUCUGCAAACUUAUCCUGAUAUUGGCCAGGCUGCUUUCGGUGUAGCCGGUCGCUUAAUGAUAUCCGUGAUCUUGUAUGCAGAAUUAUAUGCGGCAUGUGUGGAGUAUGUGAUAAUGAUGAGUGAUAACCUGUCGACGAUUUUCCCGAACACCGGCAUGCAUUUUGCAGGAAUAUAUCUCGAUGCUCCUCAAGUAUUUGCAAUCAUAGGAACUCUUUUUAUUCUCCCAACUGUUUGGCUUCGAGACCUUAGCUUGCUUUCGUACCUUUCAGUUGGUGGAGUUGGAGCAUCAAUUUUAAUGGUGCUUUGCUUGUUAUGGAUCGGAGUUGAUCAUGCCGGGUUUCAUCAAGGUGGAACCUCCCUUAACCUCUCAAAUCUUCCCAUCUCAGUUGGUAUAUAUAGUUUCUGCUAUGCUGGCCAUUCAGUUUUCCCAAAUAUAUAUUCUUCCAUGAGAGAGCCCUCACAAUUUCCUUUUGUUCUUAUAGGCAGCUUUACGUUUUGUUGGAUCCUUAGCACAGGGAUAGCAAUCUCUGGCUUUCUGAUAUUCGGUGACUCCGUUGAAUCUCAGUUUACAUUGAACAUGCCCACAAAUUUUUUGGCUUCGAAAGUCGCAAUCUGCACUGUGGUUAUCAUAACGAUAUCGAAGUAUGCCUUGACGCUUACUCCCAUUGCAUUGAGUCUCGAAGAACUCAUAUCUUCGACGUGGUUUAGAUCUUAUGGUGUUUCAAUACUCAUCAGAACAGCUUUAGUGAUUUCAACUUUAAUCGUCGCGAUGAAAGUUCCUUUUUUCGCUUUUGUGAUGGCAUUGGCAGGAUCUUUGUUGGCAAUGUUGAUAACGGUUGUGUUCCCGUGUGCCUGUUAUCUGAGCAUACUCGGCGAUCGGUUAUCCAAGUUACAAAUUACGGUGUGCAUUUGCAUUGGUGUUCUGGGUUUGAUAAUUGCUGGUCUGGGCACAUAUGCUUCGAUCAUAAGAAUAGCAGGCCAACUUGGAGAUAUUAUUGAUAAUACCCUUCUUGCCCAAGAACUGGUCAGAGAUUAUAAUAGGAAGAACAUUUCUCCUCGAUGCUCCCUCAAAAUUGAUCUUCACAAAGCCUUUGAUUCUUUACAUUGGGGAUUCAUUUCUGCCACUUUGAAAGCCAUUGGUCUUCCAAGCCUCUUUAUUAAUUGGAUUGAAUUAUGCUUCUCCACUGCUAGAUAUUCUAUUGCUUUCAAUGGGAGUUUAAUUGGCUAUUUCAAGGGAGCCAAGGGUAUUCGACAAAGAGAUCCACUGUCUCCUUUAUUAUUUGUUCUCUCUAUGAAUAUCCUUUCGAAUCUCUUAAAUCUGGCAGUUGGAAAAAAUCUUUUUGCUUAUCAUCCUAAGUGUAAAAGAAAUGGAAUUACUCAUCUAUCCUUUGCUGAUGAUCUCCUAAUCUUCUGCAAAGGGACAGUUGACUCUUUUCUUGGAGUAACAAGUGUUCUAGACAUGUUCUAUGAAAUGUCAGGACUAAAGUUAAAUGCCUCAAAGUGUGAAUUAUUUGCUGCAUUGAGGUACCUAGGCAUUCCUCUUGUGACAAGGAAAAUUUCUGACAAAGAUUGUGUGGUUCUCAUUGAAAAUAUUAAAGCCAAAUUACACCAAUGGUCUACUAAAACUCUUAGUUAUGUUGGACGAUUGGAACUAAAAAGAGUUGUCCUCUUUAGCAUCACCAACUAUUGGUGUAGGAAAUUAUUUUUGCCUCUCUCUGUCCUUAAGAAGGUCGAACAACUAUGCUCACGUUUUUUCUGGAAAGGAUCAGACAGAUCUGCUUUUGGAGCACGUGUAAGCUGGCAAAAUAUAUGUUGUCUUAAAUCGGAGGGAGGGCUCGGUAUUAAGGACCUAAAAACUUGGAACAGAGCAUGUAUGCUCUCUCUUAUCAAGAAAAUCCUUGCGGGUGAAGGCUCUCUUUGGGUGGCUUGGCUAAAAAGCUAUAUUCUUAAAGAAAACGAUUUCUGGAAUGCUGGAAUUCGCCCUUCUGUCAGCUGGAGUCUAAAGAAAAUCUUCAAACUAAGGCCUGAGGCGUUCUCCAUUCUGUCCCCUGGAGCUAAAUCAGUGAGAUGCAUUUGGGACUCUAUUUGGGUAAGACAUCCCCUGGUUACUUGGCAGAAACUUAUUUGGUUUCCUUUUCAUAUUCCAAAACAUAGUUUGAUCACUUGGAUGGCUUUCAUUGAUCGUCUUCCUACUAAAGCUAGACUACUUCGUAUGGGGCUUAUCAAUGAUAGCCACUGCAUGUUUUGUGAGAAUCCAUUGGAAAAUAGAGACCAUUUAUUCCUUCACUGUCCUAUGGUUGGUUUCUUAUGA
Molecule: messenger RNA, 2979 nt
Organism: Hibiscus syriacus
Lineage: Eukaryota; Viridiplantae; Streptophyta; Magnoliopsida; Malvales; Malvaceae
Product: amino acid transporter AVT1D-like
Exons: 13
Coding region: 43-2979 (978 amino acids)
Source: RefSeq, a predicted model, not a curated record